AUGCUUGAGCUCGCACUCAGUCCGACCAACAGCGAACGUCUUCACCGUCUUGUCCAGGAAGCACCACCAAGUCCUGGCCGCGGUGGCGAGGAAGCCCCAAAGGGAGCACGGCGGCUUUGCUUCACCGAAGCCGCAAAAGGCCUGUCAAGGGCGGCAGACGAAAGGAGCCGCCACGAUGCAGUGCUGCAGCUUGUCGCGACCCUGUUGCCACAGCCUCCUUGUCUCCACCAGGAAUCGGAGCAAGCAGCGGACGCCUUGAGCCUCGUCCGAGCUCUCCUCGACAUCGCCCGGCCACUGGGCCAAGCCACCGACAACCGUUACGCUACCCAUGCCCUUGUUGCCGAGUUGGUGCUAGCCGCGCUAGAGCUACUCUCCCGCUCGGGGCUCGAUUCUCUUGACGACCAGGCUCUCGUGCUGAUUGUUGCGUACACCGAUGUCCAUGACCCGUGGACUACUCAGCCGUCUGCUUGUCUGGCCACUGGUCUAGUAGCACCACGCCUGUCCAAUGGCAAGCUUAUCCCAUUCAUCGUUGGACCCGUGCUGCAGGCCUACAUUCGUCCCAUCUUCUCGCAAUCAGGUGGCACGGUUCUUCGCUCGGGCAGACCAGUCCAAACUCGGGACGCUCAUCAGUCGUCUCUAGAGAGACCUCGCUGGAAAGAGCAAGACCCGUUCGUCGUGUCCGUUUUUCGCUGGGCGGUCGACAAUGCCGAUACACCACUCAUCGCAGGCAAUUGGCCUCUGUUUCUGCCCGUCCUGCUUACUUUGAUCGAGGACCCAGAGGUUUCUGUAAGAGAGAAUGGCCUCGAAAUUCUCAUCAAGUUCCUGCAAAUGUGCCCCCCCGAGAUGCUACUCCCGACAGGGCUGGGGGCUCUUUUCGAGGACGCCAUCUUUCCUUCACUACUUUCCCUCCCGAGCUCGGUCGAGGCGCAAAAUUGCAUCACCACACUUUGCCUGGCCUACGACGUCCUUUUGCAACUGGCGAGAGCAGACCGGGAGCCACGACAUCAAAGAAAGCGACGCUUACUAGAUCGACUCAUACGGGAUGGGAUCCUGGCUGGCCACCUCAAUACGUCCACGCAUGCCGUUGUCAUCGAAACCCUAAUGCACUAUGUGGCUACCGCUGUUGAUCGCCUAGGCAUCUUUGCUACCAAGCAUCUUGAAAUCCUCCUUCAAAACAUCGACUCUAUCAUGACGGAUCCGUUCGCUGCUAAUGCUUCAGGCCGCGCAUACGGAACAGGUUCUUCGCAUUAUUACAACAUGCUGGGUGAACUCGCACAAUCAGGCGGUAACAGCCGGAACGCCCGCAACGGAUGA
Molecule: messenger RNA, 1314 nt
Organism: Hirsutella rhossiliensis
Lineage: Eukaryota; Fungi; Ascomycota; Sordariomycetes; Hypocreales; Ophiocordycipitaceae
Product: tti2 family domain-containing protein
Exons: 6
Coding region: 1-1314 (437 amino acids)
Cellular component (GO): cytosol; nucleoplasm; centrosome
Source: RefSeq, a predicted model, not a curated record